AUGAAUGUUAUGCACUUGUUGAAGACAUUGAUUGCCUUUACGUUCGUCGCCAGCUUCAUAAUCGGUGCCAUAUUUAUGAUAAGAUCAGCGGAUGACGACGAAGUAAGGGUUUCUGCAGUUUUUGUUACGUUUUUAGGUGUUUUGGUAUUUGAAAUUUGACAUUUUGUUGAUGUAUAGGUUAGUUAAUUCAAUUUGUAUUAGACUACCUUAAUAAGCAGUUAUUUUUACAAUAUUUUUUGCAAAAUGCUUGUUUAGUGAAACAAUUUUUAUGCAUUAUUUUAAUGUUUUAGAUAAGACAGAGAUUAAAGAGUCAAAUUUUGGAGAAUCAAAUAAAGAAACUGAAAGAAGAGAAGAAAGAAACAACAGAAGUUGAACAAGUACAUGAACGUGGCAGUCUUCCAAAGCCAAAUGAACGGUUAUCGGAUCCAGAUGCUCCGAUAAGUCACAAGCCUGAGGAUGUGAACAGUUUACAAGAGGUAAAAUACUCAUUUUUUGACGCAUACGUUUGAUAAAAAUGUUACAAUACAUUUGUUAUAACCAAAAUAUUUAGUUUAGUACAAAAUUAUCUUUUUAAAUAUUGAUGGAGUUGUGAUAUUUAAUACUCAGUGUUCUUCGUUUGUUAUUAACAAAUUAAUUGUACAAAGGAUACUUUCAAAUAACUAAUUAUAUUAUUACAGCCAUCAAGACCACCAUCUGUUCAUAUAUUUUACUAUCCGUGGUACGGUAAUCCAGAGUUUGAUCAUGGAAAGUAUUAUCAUUGGGAUCAUCCACUGCUGUUAAGGACAAAGCCAAAGAAGAGUUUCGAGCAAAGUAAGAAUAACGCUAUUAAAAAUUUUGGUGUUAUGAUCAAGGUAUUACUUAAAAUGCUUGUGCUAUAGCCUGAAAAUUAUAGCAAUUUUUCAAAAUUUUGUAGUUCAAACGUUUACUUUCAGCCCGUCAUAAGCCUCCACCUGAUGUAGCAAGUGUGUUUUAUCCUCAACUAGCUGCCUAUAGUAGUAGAGACUCUUCGGUGAUUGACAGGCACUUUAAAUGGAUAAGCUCUGCUGGAAUUGAUGUUGUAGCGGUGUCGUGGUAUCCAAAAGGCAAAGCUGAUGAUAAUGGUAUGUAUUAAUUGUAAAUUGAAAAUUUGUACUUCUAAAAUGAUUAAUAAUGGUUUUUAUGUUUGAGCAUAUUUGGGCUUUUUUAAAUAACGGUUUUGCUUGGGGUAACGAGUUUAAUAAAAAAUAAAUAUUUUGUCAGGUUAUCCAUGGGAAGACUUAAUGCCUCAACUUCUCAACGUCAGUUCUCAAUACAAACUGAAGCUAGCGUUUCAUCUGGAACCUUAUGACAAACGCACAGCAUUAUCAGUACGAGACGAUAUUGAGUAUAUUGUGAACACAUACGGCAAUCACAGUGCUUUUUACAAAACAAAACCCAAAAAUGGAGACAAAUUAACGCCCGUGGUUUAUAUCUAUGAUUCAUAUCGCGUACUGAAUGAUGACUGGGCAAAAAUUGCAUUACCAGGUGGAGAAAAUACUAUCAGAGGGACAAAGUUUGAUACGCUGUUGAUUGGUGAGUUGAAGAUUUUAUUGAAAAGUUGAUAAUGUAAUGAUGGAAUAAAUAGUAUUAAAAAUGCUUAUAAAGUUUUUGUUUUUGUAAAAGUACCUUAUGAUUCAUAUUUCAGGCUUGGUCUUGAAGCUCUCAGACGUAAAAGGCGUGAAAGCAGCUGGCUUCGACGGCAUCUACACGUACUUUGCGGCCGAUGGCUUUACAGAAGCUGCUUCCAUGACAAAUUGGCAGAAACUGUCUCAGAUUUGCACAGAAAACGACUUACUGUUUGUACCAUCAAUCGGACCAGGAUACGACGAUUCCAGAGUCAGACCAUGGAAUGGAGUGAAUACGAGGACGAGAGACGGUGGAAAGUAUUAUGUUGAACAUUUUGAAGCUGCGCAUACGGCAAAGGUAUGAGUUAUAAUGUAAAUUUCAACGCAAGUUAAGGAUGAUUAAGGAGAUUGAAAUAGGUUUUGUGGGACUCUGGGUAUCCUAACUUACAUUAUUUUUAGCCGGACAUUGUGUCGAUUACCUCGUUUAACGAAUGGCAUGAAGGAACCCAGAUUGAGCCAGCUAUUUCCUUUACGGACAAAACCAACAAUUAUACUUACCUAGAGUAUGAAAAAGGAUCGGAGAUGUAUCUACAACUAACAAAUGAAAUGAUACGAAAGUACUUCGUGCCUCAUCAUCAAAAUAUUCCUAUGGAUAUUGCGAAAAUUGUCUAA
Bursaphelenchus okinawaensis is the source of this 2255-nucleotide messenger RNA. The record is from the annotation of a GenBank genome assembly. NCBI's taxonomy places the organism in Eukaryota, Metazoa, Nematoda, Chromadorea, Rhabditida, Aphelenchoididae.